GGGCGACGCCGAGCCCUGCGCCGCGCCCUGCUCGUGCCGCCGAGGCCUGCUGGACUGCAGCCGGCAGCGCCUGCCCAGCGGGCCGGGCCUGCGGAGGAUUCCGCCGCUGCCCGCCGGCACCACGGGGCUGGAUUUAAGUCAUAAUCAUCUAUUAUCAUCCAAUUGGAGUAUUGAUUUGUCUGUCCAUACUCUCCAAGAAGUCAAAAUGAAUUACAAUGAGCUAAGUGAAAUUCCGUAUUUUGGAGAAACAACUUCCAAUAUAACUCUUCUCUCAUUGGUGCACAAUGCCAUUCCAGAAAUAAAUGCUGAGCAACUCCAGGUCUACCUUUCAUUGGAAAAUCUAGAUCUUAGUUCUAAUCUUAUCUCAGAAAUUAAAGCCUCUUCCUUUCCACGAAUGCAACUGAAGUACCUGAAUCUGAGUAACAACAGAAUAACUACUCUAGAAGCAGGUUGCCUUGAUAACUUAUCUAGCUCACUAAUGGUGAUAAAACUGAACAGAAAUAGGAUUAGUAUGAUUCCACCAAAGAUCUUCAGAUUGCCUCAUGUGCAGUUUCUGGAACUGAAAAGGAACCGGAUUAAAAUAGUGGAAAGUCUUACAUUCCAAGGAUUGGAAUCCUUAAAAUCCUUGAAAAUGCAGCGCAAUGGGAUAAGCAGACUAAUGGAUGGAGCAUUCUUUGGCCUGGGUAAUAUAGAGGAAUUAGAACUGGAACACAAUAACUUAACAGAAGUAAACAAGGGCUGGCUGUAUGGGCUGCGGACAUUGCAACAACUCUAUGUUAGCCAGAAUGCCAUCACCAGGAUCAGCCCAGAUGCAUGGGAAUUCUGCCAAAGACUUGCUGAGCUAGACUUGUCAUACAAUCAGCUCACUCGCCUCAAGGAGUCUGCCUUUGUGGGACUUGGCUUAUUGGAGAAGCUAAAUCUGGGUGACAACCGCAUUAAUCACAUUGCUGAUGGUGUCUUUAGAGGUCUGAGAAAUCUCCAAACCUUGGACUUGCGGAACAAUGAGAUCUCCUGGGCCAUCGAAGAUGCAAAUGAAGCUUUUGUGGGACUCAGCAGGCUGGAUAAACUAAUCUUGCAAGGAAACCAAAUUAAGUCAAUUACCAAAAAAGCAUUCUCUGGUCUUGAAGGACUUGAACAUCUAGAUUUAAGCAACAAUGCAAUAAUGUCCAUCCAAGAAAAUGCCUUUGCCCAGGCUCACCUGAAGGAGCUAGUGUUGAACACAAGCAGUUUGCUUUGUGAUUGCCAGUUGAAAUGGCUGCCCCAGUGGCUUAGUGAGAGCCGUUUGCUGCAGGCUGUCAGUGUCAGCUGUGCUCACCCUGAGUGGUUGGCAGGACAAAGCCUUCUCAGUGUGGACCCUGAUGACUUUGUUUGUGAUAACUUCCCUAAACCGCAGAUCAGAGUCCACCCAGAAACCACAGUGGCCCUGCGAGGCACAAAUGUGACCCUGAUGUGCACUGCUGUGAGCAGCAGUGAUUCACCCAUGGCCACGGCCUGGCGCAAAGACAGCGAGCUCCUCUAUGAUGCAGAGGUUGAGAAUUUUGCCAGGUACCAGCAGCAAAGUGGGGAGGUGCUGGAAUACACCACUAUCCUGCACCUCUUCAAUGUGAAUUUCACUGAUGAAGGGAAAUACCAGUGCAUUGUCACCAAUCACUUUGGCUCCAAUUAUUCCAACAAAGCCAAGCUGACUGUCAAUGAGCUCCCUUCUUUCCUGAAAACUCCCAUGGAUCUCACUAUCCGCACUGGGGCAAUGGCCCGGCUGGAGUGUGCUGCCGAGGGCCACCCCCCACCACAGAUCUCCUGGCAGAAAGAUGGUGGCACAGACUUCCCUGCUGCAAGAGAGAGGAGGAUGCACGUCAUGCCUGAGGACGAUGUGUUCUUCAUUGCAAAUGUGAAGAUGGAAGACAUGGGGAUCUACAGCUGCAUGGCCCAGAACAUCGCAGGGGGACUCUCAGCCAAUGCUACCCUGACUGUGCUGGAAACUCCUUCCUUCAUGAGGCCCCUGGAGGACAGGACAGUGACCCGAGGUGAAACUGCUGUCCUGCAGUGCAUAGCUGGUGGCAGUCCUGCCCCUCGCCUCAACUGGACCAAGGACGAUGGUCCCUUGACGGUCACCGAGCGGCAUUUCUUCGCUGCAGCAAACCAGCUCCUCAUCAUAGUGGAUGCAGGACUGGAGGAUGCUGGGAAGUACACGUGCAUCAUGUCCAACACACUGGGCACUGAGCGUGGCCAUAUUUACCUAAAUGUCCUGGCUUCCCCCAACUGUGAUUCUUCGCAGAGUGCCAUUGUCCAUGAGGAGGAUGGCUGGACAACAGUAGGGAUCGUGAUUAUUGUUGUCGUGUGUUGUGUGGUGGGAACGUCCUUGGUGUGGGUUAUCGUCAUCUAUCACAUGAGGAGGAAGAAUGAAGAUUACAGCAUCACUAACACAGAGGAGAUGAACCUACCUGCUGACAUUCCCAGCUACCUCUCCUCCCAAGGAACACUGUCUGAGCCUCAGGAAGGCUACAGUAACUUGGAGGCAGGGAGCCAUCAGCAGCUGAUGCCUCCAGCUGGCAGCUACAUGCACAAAGGCACAGAUGGUGGUGCAGCACCAUUAGUGAUCUGCUCAGAUUGUUACGACAAUGCCAACAUCUUCUCCCGGAGCAGAGAGUACUGUCCCUAUGCCUUCGUCACCGAGGAGGACUCCCUGGAUCAUCCACUCCCGAAUCUCAUGGUGCAGAUGCCCAAGGAAAUGUACACAGCACACACUCAGAAUGAAACCAGUGCUCUGGGUAAUCUCUUAGCAGACAGAGAUGUGCCUGUUUUCCUUACCAACCAUGACAAAAAAAGUGAUAAGAAAAUCUCUUCCCAGCAGAUUUUUGAGCCCUUCCAGGUUCCUCUGUGGGGAGGCAGCAAAGACCUGGCUUGCUCUCACCCGCAAUUCCUGCACCGUCCAUUGGCCCUCGAGGCACCACAGCCACUCCAGAGUGACGGUAUCGCCAGCACUGACCAGGACCUGGCAUCACCCAGACCCUGCCACAGGCUACGGGAGGAGAAUUUUGAUUUUAACAGGACACGGAACAUUCAUGACCACAGUGAAACCACAUAAAACACUCACACAGCCUUCAAAGCAAAUCCAAAUUGACUGACUAUUUACUACCUCAGGAUUAACCCCAAGGCCAAAGAUGUUCAUGUAUGUGUCUGCAAGUACAAAACAGUCAAGACUCUCUUGGAGGAGAUGGCACAUGCCCUUUUUUCUGCAAUUUCUCCAUUGGAAGAUGAGAAUGUGCACCAGAGAACAUGUGGAUAAUUAGUGCAGUCUACAAAAAUAGCAUUAAAACAUGGAUUGUGUGAUGCUGGAAGCAGCCUUUGUGGUGGUGUGUGCUUUGGAAAGCUCUCAAGAACGUGUGUAGCUAUUUCACAGUGCUUCGUCUGCUUGGAAACAAACCAUCAGGGCCUCCUCGUGGAAUUCCCCCGGAACUGUAAGCGUAAAACUCUUGGCCAGCUUUUCCUUCCUUAGACUGUUGGCAGGUGUCUGUUGCCAGUCUAAGUUUGGGGCUUGUUUUCUUCUGUGAAUAAUGGACUCUAGUUGUAAAUAAACUUGCAUUUAUAAAUAUUUUGUAUACACUAAGCAUAUAAAUGUGUUGGCUGUAAUGUAAAUUAUUUUUUAUUAUGCCAAAAUAUAUGCCAUACUGUUAGUCUUGACAGCUGCAUAUCAAACCAUAUGGGGGGACUUGGGCGGACUGAAAGCUUGCUUGUGAGGGAAUAGAACUGUCUUUGUUUUGAAAAGAAGUGCAUUUACUUAUAGAUAUAUGGUAGAACUGUGAUAUUGAUGAAUUUCAUUGUUUCCUAAAACUGUGUGCCUGGCUGAUCUGGCUGCAAGCUGAUCCAUUUCAUGAUAUUAGCAGAAUUUCAAGGUUUAUCUAAGUUUUCAAGGUUUAUCUAAGCUUUCAUCUGUAAAAACCCCCUUUGUAUUGUGUCUGUUGAGAGGGUCUCCAUAUGUUUCCUAGUUGACAGUUAAAUGAACUUCUAAAAAUAAUGUGGUGAUGAAAAGCAUGAGGUAAAUUGAGAGAGGACUUGAUAAAUACUUAUUUCUUCUGCACAGCCAAAGGCAUAUGGAGUUUAAAACACUGGUCCUUUUCUGUUGUAAAAUAUCAGGCUAAAUUGUUGAAUUAAUAGUUCACUUAAACCUUAGUGUGGUCAAAAUGUUUAAAUAUUUGACAGGUGAGAAAUGAUACAAUGCAGGGAACCCCUCGCUACUGAAAAAUCUUGCUCAGACUUGAUAGUUCCAGUGAGAUGUGCCUGACAAAAUGAGGAAGAACAAUGACAUUAUGAACACUUCCUGAAAAGUUUUUUUAGGGGGAAAAAUGUCCCUUUUUGUUGAAGGUGUUGAAAGAGUCUUCAGAGAUGGGUUUUCAGCAGGUGCAUUGUGCUCUGUGGUCAUGCCUUUAGAGGGAGAUGCUUCCUUCCUGAUCACUACUGCCUGCUUUGGAGCUGUAGGAUUUGUACCCAGAUAUAACCAUCUGUGCAAUAUUUUUAUAAAGACAAAAUCCCCUUUUUGAUCCAGCUCAGUUGUAGGCAUGUGAGAAUUCCCAUUGAUCCACUCCUGGACUGAAGGGUUUGUCAUGCAGAGUCACAGCUGAAUUUAGAGACUGUGGUGAAGUAUUUGAGUAAAUGAGUGGGGAAACACUGGGAAUAAUGGUACUUUUCCCAUGGCUCUUGAGAUGGGAAUAAUAGUCAAAUCUUUGCAAGUGAGCAAAUAUUUUCAAGGGUUCUUCCCAUGCUCUUAAAGCCAGCGUGGCUGAUUUGGUAGACAGCAGCUUUAGUGGGAAGGGGAUCCAAUUGUCCUUGACCUUUGGGUAAAAUAGAGAGAAACACAGGUAUGUAAAUUUUUGUAUUCUGAUAGGUGAAAUGUUAAAAAAAAAUCAAUCUGAA
Sturnus vulgaris (Common starling) is the source of this 4911-nucleotide messenger RNA. It is a transcript of the gene LRIG2, whose product is annotated as leucine rich repeats and immunoglobulin like domains 2. The record is from RefSeq and is a predicted model, not a curated record. Lineage: Eukaryota; Metazoa; Chordata; Aves; Passeriformes; Sturnidae. Gene Ontology annotation, molecular function: protein binding.